GCUUUACCGCAGUAUCACUAGAUUUCUGCACCACUCAUCAAAACUCUGCGGCAUGCAGACAAGAGCUUGGGGGGAGGGCACUCUACUAGGUCCGAGCUGAGCAGCGGGGUCGCUUCCUCCUUCUGUUACUGUCCGCUCUGCAGCAACCAGGCGGGCUGCAGCGGUGCGUCCAACUUUAUAUAUCCAUCUAAGUGUUUGAUUGCCUCUCUUCUUCAUCUUCUUCUUCUUCUUCUUCACAUUUCCACGGAGAGGCUUCGAGGGGUCCGAACUUGUAUGACAAAAUGGCAAAGGAUGGAGAAAAAGGCGAAUGGAAGGAAUUUAUAUGGAACCCGAGGACGAGGGAGUUUCUGGGCAGGACGGCGAGCAGCUGGGGUCUUAUUCUUCUCUUCUAUGUAGUUUUCUACAUCUUCCUGGCCGGCUUGUUUGCACUCACCAUGUAUGUCAUGCUGCAGACCUUGGAUGAUCACAAACCAACCUGGCAGGACCGGCUCUCCACACCAGGCAUGGUGAUUAGACCCAAAGCAGAUGAGACCUAUGAGAUUGUCUACAACAUCCACGACACUGAGAGCUGGGACAUGUACGCUCAGGCCCUGGACAAGUUCCUGGGACCCUACAACAACUCCGCGCAGGCCCAGAAAAAUGACGAGUGCGUCCCAGACAAGCACUUCCUGCAGGAGGACAGCGGCGAUGUCAAGAACAACCCCAAGCGCUCCUGUCAGUUCAAUCGCACCUUUCUGGAGGAUUGCUCUGGCAUCAAUGACCGUUACUAUGGAUACCAUGAUGGCAAGCCAUGCAUCAUCAUCAAGCUGAAUCGGGUGAUUGGGAUGCUGCCUGGAACAAAUGGACAAGCUCCGUUUGUCACCUGUGGUGCAAAGAGAGAAGACACUGAAAAAAUUGGAGAAUUGAUGUACUUCCCUCCAAAUGGCACUUUCAACCUCAUGUACUACCCUUACUAUGGCAAGAAAGCUCAGGUGAACUACUCUCAGCCUUUGGUUGCCGUCAAGUUCCUUAACAUCACUACCAAUCAGGAUGUCAACAUCGAGUGCAAGAUCAACGCCAACAACAUUCCCCUCGGAAACGAGAGGGACAAGUUUGCCGGACGAGUGUCCUUCAAGCUGAGGAUCAACACCAACACCAACUAGGUUGACCCUCUCCCCUCCCCUGAAAACUCCAUUCUCCGCAACAUCGCGCGCACACAGAAACAAAUCUCAGUAUUCACACCCUUUGUUUGAUUUGUUUACAACCCCUCCGGAUUUUUGGGGGAAAACGUUAGUCUAGCCGUGUGACGAGACGAGGCGAGAAACAAAAGGGUGCUGAUCCUGUCUUUAUUUCUGUCUGUGAGCUUUGGGACAAGUUAUUUUCUGUAAAUUAGUUUGAGGUGACGUCUAUUUAUACUGCAUGAUGACAAACUAGGGGAUGUAAAAGGAUGUGAACAUGUGUUUUCAGAGAUCGCAAAGGAUCAGCAACAUUACCACGUUAUUGCUGCUCUCCCUCCUGCUGCCUCCUUAUAGAGAAUCCCUCUAUAUAUGAAUAUACACGAGUUACAAUACAAGAUGUGUAUAUCUACAGUAUUUAUAUGGUAUCAUAACCUUAUAUCAGUACGUCUAUUUUGUUGCACUUAAAAGAAUAAUCCAACUGACUCGCAUAUAUCUUUGAUGGAUGGAUGCAGAGAUGAAGCCAUUUUGCAUGUGUUUUAUUGUCUUUAGUGUGCUCUGAGGGCGCAGGAGGCCCCUCGCGUCCCACCUCUCAGCUAAGUGUGAAAUAAGGUUAUGUCAAACCGCUGACCACCAGGAGGGAUCACACUGUAAUCUACUGUACCUCACGCACAGCAAGUGUGUGUGUGUGUGUAUGUGUGUGUGUGUGUGUGUCGACAACAACAAUCAAUCUCCGAAGUGAUGGUAGAGGUCAAAACCUUUAAGAGCGUGUGUGCGUUUGUGUGUGCGCGCUUGUGUGUGUGUGUGCUUGUGUGUGUUCCAUUCACAGAUUCCAUUUUCAUACUGUAGGUCGGGAAAUUGCAUGCAAAGUGCAAUAUUCAUUAAGUGGCGUACUUUAUGAAUGCUUGAGUCCAGUCUUCAGAUCGGAAGACGUUAUUUAAACAAUUAUUAUUUAGGAUCGUUUGAUAUUCAGGCUGGCUUGUUUGACCUCGAAGCAGCUUAUCAGACAGAUGGGCUUCAUAUUUGGGACGUCAAACGAAUGAAACGUGAUUAUUUUUAGUGCCCUCCGAGCCAUUCAGUCAGUGACUUUAUAGCUUCCAGGCUCCCAAACAAGCGUCUGAAUAUCAAAUGAAAAACAGCAGAAGUGAUCCUCGUGCUGCGCAGUUACACCCUCCAUCACUGUGUCCGUCACCCUUGUUCCAAAAAACCAACAGCCAUGUUCCCGUGUUUCGAUUUGUAAGUAAUUUAAACUGAAAUAUUUAGAGGUUGGUUUUUAUCGCGUGUAUUGCAUCUAUUUCAUGUAUCAGAAAUAGAUGCCAUUGUCAUAUUUUGUAUUGAUUUGCACUGGAAGUGUGCUUUUUUCCCCCCUCUUUUUGUUUGUUUUGGUGAAUACUGUACAUUUUUGGGAGAAAAGGAUGUAGAACACUAGUUGUUUUUUUUCCUUUGUUUCAUUCGAACCUAUUAUCAUCCUCUUUAAUAUUCAUCCAGGGUAUCAAAAUGUAUAUUUUACAUAUUAUUUCAAAGGUUAAUAGAGUUUUUUAGAAUGUGAGUUGUUUAGGGUUUUGUUUUAUAGGCCUGUAGGAAACGAACAGAACUGGAGAUUUGCGUCCUAGAGCACAUAAGUAAAUAAAAGAAAUAAUAACUUUCUCAUUAUUGUUGUAGUGUUCUCCACUGAAUCUGUCUGAAGGUAAAGUCACCGCAAUAACCAGACAACCAGUCUGAUGAACACACCUCUUUGAAACAAUCAUACAUUAGGUCUCAACUUGGUGCUGGAGCCAUUUUACUUCACAAAACUGUGCGAAACACUUGCAGACGUAGGCAGAGUCACACUCUUUUAAAACUCAGGCACGGUUUUCUUGGCACCUCUACGGAAAUUGUACCAAUUGCGACUGCGAUGUGGAACACCAGCAUCUGUUCGCUCACGUUUAAGACCUGGCUCGUUUCAGCCGCAUAGUUUCUCUACGUGGGUGUGCUCGCAGAUAACUCACACUGGUCUUAAUAGGAUAUCUGAGCCAGAAAGAAGGAAAGACAAUUGGGUUUAAUGUGAUUAUCUGAUCCCUAUCAGAGAGGUUAUUCAUUAUGAAGGAUGUGCUCCAACAGCCUCUUUACUUUUUUUCCACUUUUUUUUUUGAGACAGCCCACUGACAGUUCACAUGCGUUUCUCCUCUGGCCAUUCCUGCAACAGUUACUUAAUUUCGCUGUAAUCUCUUAAUCUGGUUGGCUAAUCCAGAGCAGGCACGCUCAACUUCUUUACCCUACUUUGUCGCUCCUCCUCCUCCUCCUUGUGUCACACGCCUGAUUUCCUGUCAGCGUGCUCAAAAUGGAUAAAGCGAGCUGCAUCCAUUUCUCUUUUUUUCUUCCUUAAUCGCCAUCAAAUCAAUCGAAGCCCAUUUUAAAUCUCAGCACAGCUCAAUGAAAGAUGUGUUGCUCCAUCUCACAAUUGGACGUUCUUGUUUUACUCAUGUGCAUGUGAAAGCGCAGUCCUUCAACCAAAGAUCUUCAUGACAGUUUUAUUUGUCUGUGCUGCACUGGAACAUCCUCAGCAGUGAGGAUCUCAUACGAAAAGCACCCCCCACCCUGCGUUAUUAAAAGGCCUGCUCUUAUAUAAGAAUAAUACGCACAAAAGGGAACAUGUUUCACUACAACAUGACAGUGCCUCCUGGUGGACAGACAGUGUUGUUCCCCCAGUGUCACAGAAUGUUUUUUCCUAUCUUCUCCAUUUAUCUGUUGGGUCGUUUUUUUUGUUUGUUUGUUUUUUUUUUGUCCUCCUCCCCUUUCUCUGAUAAUUUGGAGAUGUCCUCAAAAAGCAAUAUAUUUAUUUCUUCUGUGGCUGUAUGAUGUAUUUACUGGAGAGGCUGUGUGGAAAUCAGUGCAACGUGUAUCACCGAGGAUGAAGAAAGAAAGGAAAGUACAGAUAUUGCUCUCAGGCAGUUUAUGCUGGUGUGCAUUAUCAUGAUGCAAGAGUAUAAAGAGUAGUGUUUUCUUUCGUUUUGUUUAUAAAAGAGUAUUUUUAUCGCUAUUUUGUUGUAAAGAGGAAAGAAUGUAUAAGCUUGGAUUGUAUCAGGGAGAUAUCUGACGGGUUUUUAUCACUUGAAUUCAAUGAAUGACAAAAUGUUAACAGCUUGAUUGGAGAUAUUUUUUUUGUUCAUUUUUUUUUUUAAUGUCAAAACUUUUUUUUUUGUCAUCGUUUGAGUCCUUUUUGCUUUUCCAAAGUCAAGGCUUGCAGUGAAAGUUCUCUGAAGGUCUACUGUAUACUGAGGCGCUUUCAGAGAACUUUCCAGUGCAGAACUUUUUUCGGAAACUUUUCAGAAUCAAUACUUCAGCAGCUCCCAAAGCAAAUGUCAGAGAGAGUCAAUUAUUCAUGUUGUAAUAAUAAGGGAUAUUUUAACCCCCACCUAACCCCCCCUCGUCUUAAAUCGUACUAUUGCCUAAGACCGUGGUGCAAGGAUAGCUGAAGAAUGAAACUCGAGAAAUUUGUUGGGAUGACUCUCGCCCCCAAAGGAUGAUAAUUCUGUUCUGGAUCUUUAUUUUAUGCUCUUACUGUAUGUAUAUUUUUGCUCAUGUUUACUGCAAACCAAGAUAGAGAAAUAAAUAAAUGUCAUUUAAGGGAA
Acanthopagrus latus (yellowfin seabream) is the source of this 4765-nucleotide messenger RNA. RefSeq names its product ATPase Na+/K+ transporting subunit beta 2b (gene atp1b2b). Gene Ontology annotation, biological process: intracellular potassium ion homeostasis; intracellular sodium ion homeostasis; potassium ion import across plasma membrane. Gene Ontology annotation, cellular component: sodium:potassium-exchanging ATPase complex. The record is from RefSeq and is a predicted model, not a curated record. Bases 282 to 1142 code for a protein of 286 amino acids. The transcript is spliced from 8 exons. NCBI's taxonomy places the organism in Eukaryota, Metazoa, Chordata, Actinopteri, Spariformes, Sparidae. Gene Ontology annotation, molecular function: ATPase activator activity.